AUGCCACGGCCUCAAGAUGAAUCGUCUACGGAACCGAUUCAGGCGCUGCCCGCCGCGGCCCCCGCCGCAAAGUUCUCUUAUAUGAGGCAUUCGACCUCGACGAUUGAGCCCUUCCCCACGUCUCCUUCGGAAUCAUCGCUCGUCUUUCGAAACUCGAACCCCUCCAGAGCCUCUUUAUACGCCUCGACAUUAUCCCCUCCGGGGUCAAGGUCCAUGUCGCCAGCGGGGCGGGGAUCUCCAUCGAGAGUCCUGUCAAGCACUGUAUUCGACAUAGGCCAGAAUCGUGUGUUGCCAGAGAAUGUUGGGGAUGAUCCCGGCGAACCACUGAAUCUGAUUCUCAGAUCGUUUGUGCCUCAUGUAUCUGUCUGUGCCUCGCGGGACACAGAGGCUUUAAUUCGUGAAAAGGGUUUCCAAAAUGGAUUGUGGGAGCUAUUGCGGCCGUUUGGGGAGAAUAUCCAAGGAAAGGUAAAUAUCAGGGAUAGCAACGGUGUUGGGCGAAUAUUUGAAGACUUUUCUAUACGAUUUACACGGUUCGGCGAAAACAUAGAGCGUCCAGAUGCGCUAUCGUCUGGUUCUCAGCAAGCUCCGCCGCCGCGAAAUCCCAACGGAGCGCAGGAAAGAGGUGCCGGCAACAGAUCGGCCAUAAACGAUAUCGAAAGCGUUGUUGAGCGACAUCUUUCUUAUGCAGAGGAAUCGUUUCUCGGAAUGCCGCACAAGAGUAUCAUGAUGAAAUAUGGCUCGGAUUCUGAGGCUGCUUCACCAUACUAUGCUUUGUAUUUACGACGAUUGCUUUCAGGAUUGCCCAUCUCGGCGCACGAAACCUUUGCUCAUCCCGUAGCUUGCAUCAUAGCUAUCAGCUCCCGCAAUCCCGCUCCUAUAGAAGAGCUACGGAGACUGUACUCUGAAACCAGCCAAGGCGAGAAGAAAUUGCCCUCGUGGGUAGAUGGAGAUUACCUAAGAUACUAUGUUUUGGUCCACGAUGAGGAGAAUGAUGACAUUACGAGAUCUAUGGGCUUAUUUGAGCAAAUGAAGCGGCACCUCGGACUUCAUUGCCACCUAUUGAGGCUACGAUGUAGCCAGAGUGUGGAAACCGACGACGAUAGCAUCCCUCUCCCCCGAAGCGAUUGGAUGUCUGCACCCGAAGAGUUGGCAGAGAUUCGGCGAAGCGAAAACGAUGAGGAUUUUGAGGAUCCAUCACGAUACAUUUUUGAAUCAGAUGCUAUUGCCAUCCGCACGUUUGUGCGCGAAAUGCUAAUGCAGUCGAUUAUCCCCACUAUGGAACGCCACGCCACGAUCUGGAACGACCAAGUUGCCUCUAAGCGUAGGGGAAUCACAGGAAGAUUUAUGAGCUUAUCAAAAAGAUGGACAGGGUUCGGCAGCAGCUCGCGGUCCUCAUCCAGCAGCAAUAGCAUCAGCAUCAAUACCAGCAAGGACGGCUAUGAUCCCUCGGGUUUCUACCGUGCCGAUACAUCUGAAGCCAUCAUGCGAAAGCUGGCUGAUUUUGCCUUUAUGUUGCGCGACUGGAAACUAGCCCAUUCGACCUACGACCUCUUACGAUCCGAUUUUAGCGAGUCAAAAGCUUGGAAAUACCACGCCGCAACCAACGAAAUGGCUGCUAUUAGCCUGCUUCUCAUGCCGCAGCAAUUGACAUCUAAGAGCCGCGCGGAGACCGUGGAUCAGAUGCUAGAAUCGGCAUUCUAUUCCUAUAAUACACGGUGUAGCUCUCCAUAUGGCGCAACGAGGACUUUGAUUCUGGCCCAGGAGCUCCUACGACUAAGAGGAGGCUCCAGUAUCGAUGAUGCCGCACGAUGGUGCACUCGCCUACUCGAAACAAAGGUCCUGGGUAGGAUUGGAGAUGCUUUGGUCAAAGAGCGGUUAGCAAUCUGCUAUGCCUCCAAGCUAGGUGUCGGCAGUUGGAGUUGGGGUAGUCGGCGGAGAAAGUCAGCAGCUUGGAGCGUCUUUGCUGCCAGAGCCUGGGCACAACAAUCCAAGCACAUUCCGGCUCAACGGUGCCUGAAUGAAGCCAAGAAAAUGUACGAAACGCUGCCUCACGGACAGGGCAUAUCGCGCUUCGCAAGCGCUCGAGAAACCAUGGACUCGCUACAGCGUGAGCUGACAGAGAAGCUGGAAUACCCGGCUGGGCAUGGCCGGGGCGUACCAGAAGACGCGAUUGACGAUACCAUAGACGAAGAGAGCGAGGCGUUGACUGAUAUGCGCUCAAGGAGAGCAAGCAAUCUGGCCCGCGGCGGAGCUUUGGAAACGGCGCCCCUGCACAAUGAGGAAAUGAGCAAAGAUACCAAUGAAGAUAUAGAUAAAGAAGGCUUUGAAUAG
Trichoderma atroviride IMI 206040 is the source of this 2331-nucleotide messenger RNA. RefSeq lists its product as uncharacterized. Gene Ontology annotation, cellular component: TRAPPIII protein complex. NCBI's taxonomy places the organism in Eukaryota, Fungi, Ascomycota, Sordariomycetes, Hypocreales, Hypocreaceae. The record is from RefSeq and is a predicted model, not a curated record.